Molecule: messenger RNA, 1635 nt
Organism: Microthlaspi erraticum
Lineage: Eukaryota; Viridiplantae; Streptophyta; Magnoliopsida; Brassicales; Brassicaceae
Source: the annotation of a GenBank genome assembly
AUGGCCGGGUGGUCGAUGGUAGCCGGCGAGGAAGCCGUCGAUUUUGGCAACACUCUGAAGAAUCUCGUAGCGAGUAGGUCUCCUGACGGCGUUUACUCCCCAGAUUCUGCUGGGUCGGAUUUUGAAAAGACGAUUAAGGAACUCGUCUCCUUGUUCCGGCGCGUACUCAAAUGUUUCCUGGUCGAGUUUUGCUCGGGGGAUAUUCACCGACCUCUCCCUCCGGUGACCAGCGACGGUGGAGAAGUCGAUUUGUUCAACCUUUUCGUAAACGUGAGCCACAGGGGCGGCUUUGAUGCCGUUUCUGAUAAAAAGGGUUUAUGGGAUAAAGUUGCUCAGGAGUCUGGAUUAGGGUCGAAGAACUCAACAUCUGCGAAAAUGAUCUAUGUCAAGUAUCUUGAUGCUCUUGGUCGAUGGUUGAACAAGGUUAUUGCAGGUGAUGGAUAUGCUAGUAGCGUGGAGUUGAGUGGAAUCUCGGAUCAUUUGAUGGGCAAGCUUAGAGAUUUUCUAUCUGAAGUGAGAAGGAAGUAUGAGCUGAAGAAAGGUAGUGCUGCAAUGGAGUUAGGGGCAGAGCUCAAAUGGUUUAUCGCAAAGACCAAAAGAAGGUAUGACAAGUACCUAAUUGCGUCUGGCUCUAACGGUGCUGUGUUGGAGAUUGAGGGAUCGCAACCGACUGAGGAGAGACUUAUGCUCCUUGAUGCUGGUAACGGGGAAGGCUCUUCUCCUGCUAAGAGAAAACGGGAAUGUCCUUUGGGGACGUUUAAAUGGUUAAUCCAGGCUGCAAAGGAUCCAUUUGACCCGUCUAUCGGUCGCUUGCCAGAUAGAUCAGCUUGGGGGUUUUAUGGAAGUGAAGAGCCAUGGAAACAACUUCUCCUGUUCAGGGCCUCAAGAACAGUCUCUGAUCCAACUUGUGAAAAGACUUGGCAGAAAAUCAAGAAGAUGCACCCGUGUCUCUAUGACGAUAGCAAUGGGCCUGGUUACAAUCUCAGAAAGAGAAGCUUUUGGAAUGGCUAUUUUGCUGAUGAUGAGGAUAGACCAUGUUCUCGAGUUGGGUCAGACUUUCAAGCUGAAGUACCCGAGUGGACAGGCAUCACCACUGAAAGCGAUUCCAAGUGGUUGGGCUCUCAGAUAUGGCCACCACCGAGCAAAGAAAACGACAACAGUCUCUGUCUUAUCGAAAGAGAUCCCAUUGGAAGAGGAAGACAAGAUCCUUGUGGCUGCCUAGCUCCAGGUUCUUUUGACUGUGUCAGGUUUCACAUCAUCGCAAAUCAGGAGAAACUCAUACUUGAACUUGGUUUGGCUUUCUACAUGUGGUGUUCUGAUACCAUGGGAGAAGGGACUCUGCAGUAUUGGACAGACUCGGAACUGGAGAAGCUGAAUUCUAUGAUGGUUUAUCCACCAACUCUUAGCCCAUCUUUCUUGGAGGAGGUCAAGGCGGCUUUUCCUUCAAAGUGCCUAGCAAAGGUUGUGAGCUACUACUACAACGUGGCCCUUUUGCAGUAUAGAGCAAAUCAGAAUAGGAUCACUCAUGAGGAGGCCGACAGUGAUACUGAUCAGUUCUACGAUAAAGAACCAACCUCGGGAGCAAGCACAUCUCAGGACCCCGUCCUGUUUUCGUCCAAGAAAAGACGUCAGUAG